Mangifera indica (mango) is the source of this 1680-nucleotide messenger RNA. Its product is annotated as beta-amyrin 28-monooxygenase-like. Gene Ontology annotation, biological process: sterol metabolic process. The record is from RefSeq and is a predicted model, not a curated record. Bases 28 to 1503 code for a protein of 491 amino acids. The transcript is spliced from 3 exons. Lineage: Eukaryota; Viridiplantae; Streptophyta; Magnoliopsida; Sapindales; Anacardiaceae. Gene Ontology annotation, molecular function: monooxygenase activity; oxidoreductase activity, acting on paired donors, with incorporation or reduction of molecular oxygen; iron ion binding.
CAAUUGCCUUGCCUCAAGCAAUUCAUCAUGGAACCCUUUUUCCUUUCCCUAUUUCUCAUCCUGAUUUUCCUCAUUUCCCUUUCUCUCUUCUCUUUCUCUUCCAUUUUCAAAUCCAAAUCCUCCACUGAGCAAAAUUCUACUGAUGAAAAGCUUCAUGAGCUCCCACCAGGAAGAACAGGCUGGCCAUUUAUCGGUGAAGGCAUUGAGUAUCUUUCAUUGGCCAAAAAGGGUUGCAUUGAAAACUUCAUUUCAACAAGAAAAAAUAAACACAACCCCAUGCUUUUCAAGACUUCAUUGCUUGGAGAAACCGUGGCGGUUUUAUGCAGCGCUGAGGGAAACAAGUUGCUGUUUUCCAGUGAGAACAAACUUGUGAAAUCUUGGCGGCCGAGAAAUUUCGGUAAAAUCUUCGACAAUUCGGAUAAAACAAGCACCAUUGAGGAAACCAUGAGAAUGCGAAGCCUUUCAAUCGUGAUUAAGGAGUCAAACUCACUCCAAAAAUACGUAGAAAUUAUCGAUCAAGUAGCGAAAGAUCACCUGGAAAAAUAUUGGGAAGGCAAAGAAGAAGUCAAGGUUUAUUUUCUAGCAAGAAAAUUCACUUUCACGUUAGCAUGUAAACUGAUGUUGAACAUCGAGGAUCCUGAGGUUGUUGAAGAGCUUCAGAAGCUGUUUGAUCACAUAGCAAAGGGGUUCUUUUCUUUGCCUAUAAACAUUCCAGGGACAACGCUGAACCGAGCAAUUAGGGCUUCCAGGGAAAUUCGGAAAAAGUUCUUGGGGAUGAUUAAGCAAAGGAAGAUCGAAAUUAUGGAGAAGACUGUGUUGGAUUAUGAAGCCAAUGACAUAGUGUCAAAGUUAUUAUUGGAGAAAUCCAAGGAUGGUGAAGGCUUGAAUGAAUCUGAAAUUGCCAAUAUGAUUUUAGGGUUGCUGGUUGCUGCACAUGACAAUACAAGUGUUACUGUGGUUUCAACUGUCAAAUAUCUUGCAGAGCUACCAGAAACUUAUGACAAGUUUCAUGGAGAGCAAAAGGAGAUAGCAAAUUCUAAAGGGCCAGAAGAGCUGUUAAAUUUUAGGGACAUCAAUGAAAUGAAGUACUCUUGGAAUGUAAUAUGUGAAGUGCUAAGAUUGCAGCCACCAGUGAUUGGAACUUUCAGAGAAGCCAUUACCGGCUUCAACUAUGAUGGAUUUCUUAUUCCCAAAGGAUGGAAGUUACAUUGGUUUGCCUAUGCAACACAUAAGAACCCUAAAUAUUUUCCAGAGCCAGAAAAGUUUGAUCCAUCAAGAUUUGAGGGAAAUCGGUUAGUUCCUUUCACAUAUGUUCCAUUUGGAGAAGGUCCUCACAAGUGCCCUGGAAGAGCUUUUGCUCGAUUACAAAUACUUGUUUUUAUGCAUAAUUUGGUCAACAAAUUCAGGUGGGAGAAGGUUUUUCCAGAUGAACAAUUGAUAAGGGAUCCUCUCUUGGUGCCAACAAAAGGACUUCCAAUUCGUCUUUAUCCCCAAAAACCCUAAAUUAAUUUUUAAAAAGUUGCUAAAUAUAUGUAAGGUAUUAUCCGUGCAAUGCUUUUAUUUCUUUAUAAGAUUGUGCUUCUCUUUGUUUUUUGUAUGAUGAAAUGCCAUGAACGACCUAAUGUUGAAUACUGGUAAUAAUUAAUAUAUACAAAAGUAUGUUCUCCUGUACCUCUAAAA